AAUUAAAUAAUAAAAACGACAAAAAACCACCAUAAAACGACAAAAAUUUUAAUGAUUUUUUUCUUUAACAAAUAAAUCUUCAAAAUAAAUUAAUAUUAAUUAAGCACACGAGUUAUAAUAAAAAAAAAAAACGAAAAUAUUUUUAAAAAAUUUCUAAAGAGUUUUCUAGAGUCCCACAUAUAAUCGAGUGAUAACAAAACAAAAUAAAAAACGCUAUAAAAAAGUAUUAAAAAAUAUAAGAAAAUUCAACAAAACCCUAAAAAAGUAAAAAAACUAAAUAAACAACAAAAGAAAUUAUUAAUUAAUAAUAAAAAAGUAUAAAAUUAUAAGUUAAAUAAUACCUCACCAAAAAAAAGACAUACAUGUUAGGCAUAAUUUAUUAAACAAAAACCAAAAUAAUAAUAGAAAAAUUAAUGAAAAUUUGUAAACAAAAACAUUAAGAGUUUUAACUUCAAUCUUCAAUAUUUCAAAACAGUAUUUGAAACAAAGUUAAAAAAAACUUCUUUGAAAAACUAAGUAACAUCUACUACUGUUCAGGUCGUUAAUAGCAGUACAACAACACGUGUUGAAAAGAAAUCACGUUUACAUCACAUUACGUCCUCUUCCUCCUCAUCGUCCUCUUCAUCCACCUCCACAGAAAUGAAAGCGGCAGCACUGAAACGCGAUAUGAGCGAAUUUAAAAAUUCCAUGUCAGAAAUCAAUGAUUUGGCCUUGGGCCGCAAUAACACACCCGCCCUAACGGGAUCAACGGGGACCUUAAGUCAUCAGCCACCCUCCAUUAACGAUCUCAGCAAUUUAAAUGCCCUCAAUAGUUCAGAUGCCAUAAAUAAACUUAAGAAAAAAUUACGCUCCUCUCUGGAGAAUAUUGUUGAUGGCAAUAGUGAACCUCAUAUAACAUUUCCCGAUGAUCAUGAACACGAUGACGAUCAUAUGAAUUUAGAUAUGGAUUUAGUGAAAGCCUCCAACCAAUUGGCAGCAAAUGGUUUGAGCGGUUCGAAGGGCACACUAGUUGACACCGUGAAGUUCGAGGAGAAACGCACUAAAACAGAAUCAAAAACGAAAGUAGUGGCGGAUGGUUUUAGUUCGGAACAGGCCACUAGUAAUUUGGCCGAAAGCAAACGUUUACAGACAGGUGAUAUUGAUUAUCAACAAGCUAAGGCGGCGGCUGCCUCGAGAAAUCGCAUGGAGGUUGAUGGUGUUAAGACAGAGGAAAAUGCUGCUGUUAUACAUGAAGCUCUCUCUUUGCGUGCCGGAGAUGUUACCCAACAGGCUAGCAAUAACGUGGCCGCCGCUAGUAUUAAAGUUCAAAGUGAUACCUUUUCGGCUGACAAGAAGGCCAUCUCUCAGUCGCAGCAAUCACAGACAAUGACCUCGAAUGGCAUUAUCAGCCAGGAGAAACAUGUCUCAUCGGCCGCGCAGGCCAAUUACAGCAUGACCAGCAAGGGUGUUUCCAGUUCUGGCGGCAGUACCAUGAUCUCUUCCUCUUCACAAAUGUCCACCACUAAUGGUAAUCUUUUUAAAUUAGCCGAUUUCCGGCUGGAUGAUCUAAUGCAGCUAAGUUCCACCAGUGGUCAGAAGGACAUCGAACAGGCCAUUAGCAAGUACUCCAAUAUGUUGACUUCAUGUGUCAACUCACUGCAAGAUAAGAAAGCCACCUCCGACGAUACCAUGUAUUUGGAUAAAAUCAAUGAAGUUAUACGCAGAGCCUGGGCUGUGCCCACUCAUGGUCAUGAAUUGGGUUAUAGUUUGUGUAAUUCUUUGCGCAAUAGUGGUGGUCUAGAUUUGCUCAUGAGAAAUUGUGUCCAGGGGGAUAUGCAAAUCAAAUUCUCCUCAGCCAAAUUGCUAGAACAAUGUUUGACCACCGAAAAUCGUACUCAUGUGGUAGACAAUGGUUUAGAUAAGGUAGUUAAUGUGGCCUGUGUUUGCACCAAGAAACAAAGUAUCGAACAUUCACGUGUGGGUACUGGUAUAUUGGAACAUCUCUUCAAACACUCCGAGGGCACCUGUUCGGAUGUUAUUAAACUGGGUGGUUUGGAUGCUGUGCUAUUCGAAUGCCGUACCAGUGAUGUAGAGACCUUGAGACAUUGUGCUAGUGCCUUGGCCAAUUUAUCGUUGUAUGGUGGUGCCGAGAAUCAGGAAGCUAUGAUUUUGCGCAAGGUGCCCAUGUGGUUAUUCCCUUUGGCCUUCCAUAAUGAUGACAACAUUAAGUAUUAUGCCUGUCUGGCCAUUGCGGUUCUAGUCGCCAAUAAGGAAAUUGAAGCUGAAGUUUUAAAAUCCGGCUGCUUGGAUUUGGUAGAGCCGUUUGUGACUUCUCACGAUCCCUCGGAAUUUGCCAAAUCAAAUUUAGCUCAUGCUCAUGGUCAAAGUAAACAUUGGCUACAACGUCUAGUGCCUGUGCUCAGUUCAAAUCGUGAAGAAGCUCGUAGUUUGGCAGCUUUUCAUUUCUGCAUGGAGGCGGGCAUUAAACGUGAACAGGGAAACACCGAAAUUUUCAGCGAAAUAGGAGCUAUAGAGGCUCUUAAGACCGUAGCCAGUUGUCCCAAUGCUAUUGCCUCCAAAUUUGCCGCUCAAGCUUUGCGCCUCAUAGGCGAAACAGUACCCCAUAAACUCUCGCAACAAGUACCUCUCUGGUCGGUGGAAGAUGUUCAGGAGUGGGUUAAACAAAUCGGUUUCGGACAAUUCGUCAAACAAUUCGAAGAAUCCCAAGUCGAUGGUGAUCUGCUGCUAAAACUCAACGAAAAUAACCUACGUGAUGAUAUUGGUAUUUUAAAUGGCAUACUGCUUAAACGUUUCGAACGUGAACUACAAAAUCUCAAACGUAUGGCUGAUUAUUCAUCGAAAGAUACCGCCAAACUGCAUCAUUUUCUAUCGGAAAUUGGUCCAGAAUAUUGUACCUAUACCUACUCAAUGGUUAAUGCGGGCAUAGAUAAAAACUCUUUGCCACAGCUAAAUGAAGAUAUGUUGAUACAGGAGUGUGGCAUCAAGAACUCCAUACAUAGACUGCGCAUUCUGAAUGCGGUUAAGAGUUUGGAAAAUACCAUACUCUCCUCAUCGGAGGAUAGUAUGGCCAAGACUUUGGAUGUAUUUGUUAGUUAUAGACGUUCAAAUGGUUCACAAUUGGCCAGUUUACUUAAGGUCCAUCUACAAUUACGUGGCUUCUCCGUGUUCAUUGAUGUUGAACGUUUGGAGGCUGGAAAAUUUGACAAUGGUUUGCUAAACAGUAUUCGCCAAGCGAAAAAUUUCGUUUUAGUAUUAACACCAAAUGCUCUCGAACGUUGUGUCGAUGAUAAUGAAUGCAAAGAUUGGGUACAUCGAGAAAUUGUAGCCGCUUUAAAUUCAAAUUGUAAUAUUAUACCCAUUAUUGAUAGUCAAUUUUUUUGGCCAGAACCCGAGCGUUUACCCGAAGACAUGCGUAGUGUUUGUCAUUUUAAUGGUGUAACGUGGAUUCACGAUUACCAGGACGCCUGCAUCGAUAAGUUGGAAAGAUUUAUGCGCGGCGAAAAGAAUAUUGAUCGCAUAGCAGCUAUGACACCCGGUACGCCCGGUUCGACGGUGAAUUACCAAAGAAUGCACAGCAAUGAUUCGGAUUAUAGUGUGGGCGGCAGUAAUGCUGGCGGCAGUAAUUGUGGCACAGGCGGCAAUGGAGGAUCAUCGAAUGGCGGCGGACAAGCAGCUAAUCACCAGGCAAAUAGAUACCGGCAAUCAGCAUCACCGGCUCGUCAACGUUUGGCAGCGGGCGGAGGCAGUUUAUUAAGCAGUUCUGGAAAGUUAGGCAGCACUGGUAGUCAGCUGAGUGUGUUUGGCCGUAAUUCUAAGCGUAAUAUGUUGCCACCCUAUCGCACUCAUCAAACAGCGGUUCAUAAAGCUUUGCCUAUAGGUGGCUCCAUGCAAAAUGUUUCACCUUUGGCUUAUAAGCCUCCCCGAAGAAGUUCUGCUGUGGGCAUAUGCAAUGAUAAUAAGGAUAAGACUUCAUCUAACUAUAGAAGCCACAGUGUAGAUGAGUUGCUGGAUAAUAGUGAGAGCACGGAUAAGAAGAUAGCAGAGGCUGCUGCCUUAGUAUCGGCUGGUAGUUUGGCUUUAACUAAUGUCAGUUCCACUAGUACUCUACAGCCCAAUGAAGACUAUAACUGUUCGGUAGCUUCAAUAACCGAACUAGAAAGCAGUCCAGUAUUAGUGCCACGACGAGAAAAGUCAGCCAAUCUACCACCCAUUAAUCCUCAGCAUCGUAAAUCCCGUAGUCUUGAUCAUUUUCUCGAUGAACAAACUUUGGCUGCCAUAGUAGUGCCACCCUCACCCACAGAGGGUACACAAAGUAUGCAAAAUCUUGCCACACCCAUGACACCCGAACCCAUACGUUCUAGUAUAGCUAAAGCCAUUACCAAUCUACCGGUGCGUGCCGCUUCAGUGCGAGACUCAAAAUCCAUAACACCCGAUCGUGUAACAGCCCUGCGUACUAGCCCCUCUAAUCGUCAGAGUCCAGAGGGUAUUAGUUCUACCGAAGAUGAACGUGAAGAUAGCCAAAGUGUUAAGUCCGUUAAAACGUCACAAAUUAAAGCCUCCGCCCCUAAAAGUCAGACAAGAGCAGCAGCCCAUAUACAUCGUGGCAAUAGUGCGAGUAGUGGACGUGUGGGUAGUGCGACGGCGGCGGACCAAACGAAUCGGGUAUCGAAAACUACUUCCAGCAGUUCUUUGGGCUCGACCAGCGGCUCCAAUAGUCCGAAUAAUAAAACCAUUUUCAAUCGAACGAUGAAAAAAGUUCGAUCGCUGAUCAAAAAUAACGAUAUUGAAGAUGAAGAACUUCCUGAUAUAAUUUUAUCAAAAGCUACUGCUCCUUCACCAGGACGCAUGUUAUUUUGGUAGUUUUAUUUUGACAAAAGCAAAUAGCUCUCCCCCACCUGUACAAACAAAAUUUAGAGUAUUAUUUAAAUUAAAAUUUAAAAUUAAUUUAAAAUUAAAACGAUUUAAACGAAAUUUAAAAAGCAACGAAAUGCGAAAUUUAUAUUUUAAGAACGUAUUUUAUUUUUAAAU
Molecule: messenger RNA, 5028 nt
Organism: Lucilia sericata (common green bottle fly)
Lineage: Eukaryota; Metazoa; Arthropoda; Insecta; Diptera; Calliphoridae
Gene: Sarm
Product: NAD(+) hydrolase sarm1
Exons: 10
Coding region: 640-4860 (1406 amino acids)
Biological process (GO): signal transduction; negative regulation of MyD88-independent toll-like receptor signaling pathway; response to axon injury
Cellular component (GO): dendrite
Molecular function (GO): signaling adaptor activity; protein binding; NAD+ nucleosidase activity
Source: RefSeq, a predicted model, not a curated record